UAAUCUAUCGCUAAUCGGUCUAGAUUCACAACAAUAAAAAUAAUAUAAAUACAUUGACAAAUUUGAAAGGGCAAAGGCGUCCUGAAAUAAUCGAAUAGGAGGUUCGUACAGCCGUGUAAACACGAGUAGUGUGUUAAUUAUCAGACGGUCGGCAGUUCGCUCGGACGAAUUGACAGAUUGUUUUGUGAUUUGUUGCGGUGAUUUCUUCUCGAAAGAGAAGAGUAGUCGGACUGAAACUGCAGUCGCUACGCGGACGAAAGGUUUGAAGACAGUUCUUCUCUAGGGUGUAAAAAUGGAGGAAAAACGAGAGGCGAAUCUCGAUAGCGAGCGUGGGUUCUCGGAGAGUACGGAGGAUAUAAUAAUCAACGAAGUCGACGGCUUGCCGAACCUGCAUCCCAAUUAUCAACAGCUUGUACUGGAAUUGGAAUCCGACAAGGGUCGCGGGGAUGCGAGCUUGAGAACGAUAGACGAAUUAGUCAAAGACGAGGAUCUCCCGACUUCAGUGAUUGUCACCAAUGUAGACCCCAGAGUUUUCAAAGACCCUCAGAUAAUGAGCGGCAUAGAAACACUAUUCAAACAGUUCGGAGAAGACGCCACGUUUCAGUACUUCAGAUCUUUCAGACGAAUGAGGGUCAACUACAGUUCGCCCAGUGCCGCUGCUCAUGCCAGGAUACAGCUGCAUCAAACACGUUAUGGAGAGACGGAUAUCAACUGCUUCUUUGCUCAACCUGUCACGCCAAUAGAUAUGGAAGAUCAGCAUCUCCACCCGCCAGCACCAACUAAACAGUUCCUAAUUUCACCUCCGGCAUCACCGCCAGUUGGGUGGGAGCCUCGGGAAGAAGGCGAGCCGCUCGUAAACCAUGACUUACUCGCAGCAAUUGCCAACCUAUCACCAGGUGCGACCCACGAACUCCAUCCAGGCGGAUCUGGUCAACCUGGUAUAGUUGUUCACGUCUGUGAGACAACGAACCCAAUGAAAAGUGGUGCUCGUAUACAGCACACACGUUGUCCAGAGUAUUAACUUAUCGUGAAGUUUUAAUUUCUCAUUUUUAUUGGUCGUCCAUUGGACGAUAUUGAAUUGCUUACUCCAUCCAAACGGCGAGAAGAGAAUUAAUAAUCAUAAAUUAUCGCAUAGCGAAGUCAUGUUUUGCAACAGAUAAGAUAAUAUAUGGUGUUUACAAUAAAAGCUUUAACAAAUCUGUAAAUAAGGAGAAAAAUAGGUAAUUUAAAAUUGUUAUUUAUCGCAAUUUUCAAAUGGUGCACCAAACAUACGUUGCCAUGAAAUCGUUCAUUGAGUAUUUAUUGUAAAGCUUGAGUAGUGUAAAAUAGGACUUUCUUGUUACGGCAAAUUGAUAUUUUGCUUAAGUUUAAUUUGUAUAAUAAUGCUUAAUUUUUCUUCUUGUUUGUUACGAGAACAUAUAUUUUGUCGAUUUCUUCAAGUAUAUUCCUUCGAUUUCCGGAUAGGAAGAAUUGAAAUAUCUCAAUUUACUGAAAUAUUGAUCUUAUGCUCGUUCGAAAUUUGCGAAAACAUAGUUGACUUGGAUGAUCAUUCGAAAGUUGCAUGUAACUUAGGGUACGGUAAAUUACUGGUUCUAGCUAGCACUUUGACAAAAUAUGGCUUAGCAUUGCAUUGCCCCCCCCCCCCCCCCCCAAUCCUUUAAUACUAAUCGUUAGUUGUCUCGACGUCAUUACCAGGGAUAACAUUUGUUAUUAUUACGAUCAAUAUUAUUUUUGUUAAUGCUCAAAAGCUAAGCGAACUCGAGAAUCUUUUCUAUAUUUCAAUGUUAACUAUUGAAAUUGUAAUAAUCAUUAUUAGUCGAAAUAUUUCAAUUAUUAAACGUUGAUUACAAUGUUCGGAGAAAUGUCAUACGUAUUUGCUAGAUACAUAUUUAGAACAGUUCCACAACGCUAGACCAGGUCUUAUUACAUGUUUAAAUCUCACAGUUAGGUAUUA
Molecule: messenger RNA, 1954 nt
Organism: Diprion similis
Lineage: Eukaryota; Metazoa; Arthropoda; Insecta; Hymenoptera; Diprionidae
Gene: sra
Product: protein sarah
Exons: 5
Coding region: 293-1021 (242 amino acids)
Biological process (GO): calcium-mediated signaling
Cellular component (GO): cytoplasm; nucleus
Molecular function (GO): nucleic acid binding; calcium-dependent protein serine/threonine phosphatase regulator activity
Source: RefSeq, a predicted model, not a curated record